AUGAAUGAAGAUGAAAUAAAGCAGAUGGUUGAAAAAUAUAAAUUGAGAAAAGAGAAUUUCGAUUCCUAUAGACCUAAUAAGAAAUACUAUUUUGAAAAUUCUGAUGAAUUAUUAGCCAAAGCUCAACUCAAUGAAUAAUAAAAUUUCCUUAAAUCAUUUAAUCAUUACUAAGAUCUACCUAGAGCAUCUGUAAAUAUUUUAGGAGCUAGAAGAUAAUGGGAAUUUAUUUCAGGCUAUUUUUUAGUAACAAUCCCAGCCUCAUAUAUCAUUGGAAGAAUAUUAGCAAAUGAAAAAUAUGGGGUAUAUAAUGCAAAUCAUAGAAUUCGAAGAAUGAGAAUAUACACAUAUCUUGGCUUUGCUUUUAUAGGAUUAAUUUAUAUCCCUACAAUUCCUGUUUUUACUCCUUAAAAUUCAGGCGUAUUCUAGCCAUAAUUUUAUGAAAAAAAAGUGUAGAGAGAUCUGGAUCUAAGUUUGAACUUAUAUUAAAAUGUUGACACAAUUAUAAACUCAGAUUAAGAACCAAGUUGGGAUGAUUUCAAAAAAGUGUUAAGGAAUGUUUAGAAAAAAACUCUCAUGAAAGUAAAAGUUUGA
Paramecium tetraurelia is the source of this 591-nucleotide messenger RNA. RefSeq lists its product as uncharacterized. The record is from RefSeq and is a predicted model, not a curated record. Lineage: Eukaryota; Ciliophora; Oligohymenophorea; Peniculida; Parameciidae. The transcript has a single exon.